This is a messenger RNA of Pieris macdunnoughi, 624 nucleotides long. The record is from the annotation of a GenBank genome assembly. Lineage: Eukaryota; Metazoa; Arthropoda; Insecta; Lepidoptera; Pieridae.
AUGACCAGCCCAGUGGUUGUGCAACCGCGCAAGGCCGAUCCUCUUGAAUCAUGGUGGGACUCGGAAAGAAAUUACGAUUCAGAUGACGUUACGCUAAUAAAAAGGCGCGUGUAUUCAAGUUCAAUGGUUUUAUUUAUUGGACUGGUCUUUCCUUGUUGUACAGUAGUCCAUGCUGUACCUCAAACAGUUGGCGUUUGUUUGGUCGUUACUUUCCCUAUAUUGUCAAUGUUACGCGUACCAUUACGUCAAGUGCUGCGUCCACGGGAUUUGACCGUUGUUAUUGGCAAACGUCACCUCAAAGUGGGCAUUAAGGGCCAGCCGCCUAUUAUUGAUGGCGAUCUAGAUGCCGAUGUGAAGAUUGAGGAAUCCACGUGGGUGCUUCAGGAUGGCAGGACUUUGCUGGUUAAUUUGGAGAAGGUUAACAAAAUGAACUGGUGGGGUCGUCUUGUGUCAACGGAUCCCGAAAUAUCGACUAAAAAAAUUAAUCCAGAACCAUCAAAGCUGUCGGACUUAGAUGGAGAGACCAGAGGUCUAGUUGAGAAGAUGAUGUACGAUCAAAGGCAAAAGGAGAUGGGAUUGCCAACCAGCGAUGAACAGAAGAAGCAAGACGUACUUAAGAAGUAG